Molecule: messenger RNA, 1173 nt
Organism: Cynara cardunculus var. scolymus (artichoke)
Lineage: Eukaryota; Viridiplantae; Streptophyta; Magnoliopsida; Asterales; Asteraceae
Product: beta-1,3-galactosyltransferase 7-like
Exons: 11
Coding region: 1-1173 (390 amino acids)
Cellular component (GO): Golgi membrane
Molecular function (GO): beta-1,3-galactosyltransferase activity
Source: RefSeq, a predicted model, not a curated record
AUGAAGAACACCAGAUGCAGUGGACGCAAAGUGGUACCCAAAUGGAUCCUCAUUAUCAGCAUUUGCAGCUUCGUCUUUGGCAUGUUCUUCACCAACAGGGUGUGGGAUCCGCUUGAUUCAGAUGGAAAGGUAAUGCGGCGGCGAGAACAAGAAAUCAAAAUCGUUUCCGAUGAUUGCAUCACAAACAAGGAUAACGAUUUACUAGGAGCAAUUCACAAAUCUGAUGAAGCAAUCCGAUCAUUGGGAAACUCGAUUUCAAAGUUGCGAAUGGAGCUCCCUGGUGCCCAAAGUUCACUCGAGAAAGGUUACCAUGGCAAUUUGCAAGCAAACAAGACGAUUUCCGAGAAAGAUAUGAGAAGGAAAAAGGCAUUUGUGGUUAUCGGGAUUAACACUGCUUUUAGUAGCAGGAGGAGGCGCGACUCGGUUAGAGAAACAUGGAUGCCUAGGGGUGAAAAGCUAAUUCAGCUCGAAAAGGAGAAGGGUAUUGUCGUCCGUUUCAUUAUUGGUCAUAGUGUGACAUCUAAAAGCAUUUUAGAUCGAGCCAUUGACUCUGAAGAAUCGCAACAUAAGGACUUUCUGAGGCUCGAACAUGUUGAAGGGUAUCAUGAACUAACCGCCAAAACAAAAACGUUCUUCGCUACUGCAUUCGCCAAUUGGGAUGCGAAAUUCUAUGCCAAAGUCGAUGAUGAUGUUCAUGUCAAUUUGGGCAUGUUAGCUUCAACUCUUGAUAGGCAUCGAUCAAAGCCCAGGGUUUAUAUAGGAUGCAUGAAAUCGGGGCCUGUCCUUUCUAAAAAGAAUGUGAAGUACCAUGAACCUGAAUACUGGAAAUUCGGAGAGGAAGGAAACAAAUACUUUUGGCAUGCAACGGGGCAGAUUUACGCCAUUUCCAGCGAUCUUGCUGAAUAUAUCUCCACCAAUCAGCCAAUACUACACAAGUAUGCAAAUGAAGAUGUGUCGCUUGGUGCUUGGUUCAUCGGUCUCGACGUUGAGCAUAUUGAUGACCGGAACAUGUGUUGUGGGACCCCUCCAGAAUGUGAGUGGAAAGCAAAAACAGGCAAUGUGUGCAUUGCUUCGUUCGACUGGAGUUGCAGUGGUAUUUGCAGAUCCGUGGAAAGAAUCAAAGAAGUUCACAAGAAAUGCGGCGAAAAAAGUGUAAUUACCAGGACCAAUUAA